This is a messenger RNA of Pestalotiopsis fici W106-1, 1560 nucleotides long. RefSeq lists its product as uncharacterized. The transcript is spliced from 2 exons. The record is from RefSeq and is a predicted model, not a curated record. Gene Ontology annotation, molecular function: hydrolase activity, hydrolyzing N-glycosyl compounds. The coding region runs from base 1 to 1560 and encodes 519 amino acids. NCBI's taxonomy places the organism in Eukaryota, Fungi, Ascomycota, Sordariomycetes, Amphisphaeriales, Sporocadaceae.
AUGAGGGUCGACACCUUCAUCGUCGGCCUUCUUGGCUUGGUGCCAGGGCUUGGUUCAGCUUCGCAUUGUAGUCUCAAUGACCAAUCUGAGUCUCUAUCAUUCGUUUCUAAGCCACGUACUUUUAUCCUGACCGAUAUUCUGAACGAACCUGAUGAUUCUCAAUCCUUGAUUCGAUAUCUACUGUACGCCAAUAGCUUCGAUACGCGAGGAUUGGUUGCAACAACAUCGAUUUGGCUACAAAACAAUACACAUCCCGAAGCGAUAACAGCAAUCUUGGAUACUUAUGCCACAGUCGUCGACAACCUGAACCAGCACGUCGGUUUCGAGCCCUCGUAUGAAAGCUCUGAAACUUUGAAGCUUCGUGUGACAUCUGGACCCACGGUAUACGGGCAAGCGGCAUUUCAACAAGAGUUGAGCCAUGGAGCUGCUCUGUUGAUUUCAAGCCUGCAGGAAUCCGAAGAGCCAUUGUUUGUGAGCUUGUGGGGUGGCGCCAAUACACUUGCCCAAGCACUGCAGUACGCUUCAGUGACAUAUACCGAGGAUGAAUUCAGCGUAUUGCGUAACAAAUUGCGUGUUUACGCCAUUUCAGACCAAGAUGAUACCGGCGAAUGGAUUCGUCAAACAUAUCCCGAUAUUGUGUACAUUGUCUCUAGUCAUGCCUGGGCCAUCUAUCCGAACGCGGCAUGGCAAGGCAUGGGCUUUUCAGGAAUGAGCGGGGCCAACAACUCUAUUGUGAGCGCAGACUGGUUGGCCGCAAAUAUCCAGUCUACCGGACCCUUGGGGGAGAUAUAUCCAGACAUUGCCCUUAGCAUGGAAGGCGAUUCGCCUUCGUGGAUGUGGCUCAUUGAAAACGGCCUGGGUAAUCGGGAUCACAUUGAAUGGGGUAGCUGGGGCGGACGCUACGACACUGCGACAAUGCCUCAUGGCACCACUAAGCAUUAUUUCGACACCAUGGAUAGAGUUUUCGACACAGAUGGCAACUAUGCUUUCAACAAUUAUGCCACCAUUUGGAGGUGGAGAGCAGCCUUCCAAGAGGAUUUCGCUGCCAGAAUGCAGUGGUCAAAUAGUAGCGACUUCAGCCAAGUCUCUCAUCCCCCCUUCAUCAACGUCAACGGGAGCGAAGGGCCCGAAACGAUGUGGAUCCGCGUCCCUUCAAAUAUCUCAAGCAGCAAUGAGAUCAUACUGGAUGCCACGAAAACGAUUGACACGGACAAUACAAGCAGCAAUGGAGAUUUGGAAUUUCAAUGGUACCAGUAUUGGGAUCCGACGCUUCACAUUCAACCAUACUUUCCAACGGAUGGUGGGUUGAAAAUUACAUCUCAAGACUCAGACUCCGAGUUUACCAAUGCAACAUCUUGGAAUGACGCGGGUUUCUCGGGGAUCGUAAAGGGUCAAAUUAUCAGUGUCAAUGCGACGAGGAUUGACGUUUCAGCGGUUGCCGAUGGAGACAAGUCAUUGCCGCAGCUGCAGCAUUUAAUACUCCAAGUGACCAAUAAACGUGGAAAGUAUCCUAUCAGAAGGUAUAAACGGGUCGUCUUUGAGAUAGGCGCUCAACUUUAG